AAUUAAUAUAUUUUUCUAAAUGAGCUUUUCCAGCGUUUUUUCUAAAUCUAGCACAUUUUCCUUAGAUUAUAUUUGGAGAAUUCCUGUGGUGCUGGUUGGAACUGGGUCAGACUGAUGAGGAUCAGGCUGCUUCUGAGAUUCUCCAUGUCACUGCUUUAGGGAUCUUGUGAACCCCCUCACACGGCCGUCCUCGCUUGGCAGCGGGCACUGGCAGUGAACUGCAGCAUCUGGUAUUCAGGAAAUGUCCUUUCUCUUUUGGUUUGGGUAACUACUUGGAUGCUUUGUCUGCCCUGGAAAGCAACAAAACAAAUCCCAUGGGAUCUCCCCUCUGCAAGGGGAUGUUCUGAUGCACGCUGGAGAAAGACAAGUAAAAAGUCAUCCCUGGUUCACUCCAGUGCAAAUAUUCAUCCGUGCUCCCCCGGAGCAGCGCAUUUCCCAGUCAAAUGACCUGGAGCUCGGCAGGUUCUCGCUCAGCUCCAGCAGGAUGGGACAGACCCUCACGGCGAAGCAGUGCAGGAAGCAGUACCCCCAGGGUGCUCUGCUGGCUCUGUCCCAAGGCUGCAGGGCAGCUGAUGGAGGGGGCACCCUCGCUUCUGGUCACAAAGGGGUCGAACAGGCUCCGGCAGAUAGGACAGCUUUCCCACAGCUUUCCCUUUCCGGGUAGACUCGCCCACGCCGGGGAUGGAUAAUUGCUGUGGUGUUUCACUCCCCGGGCACUCUUGGGUAUCGUCAGGUUUUGUGUCACUCUUGUUUAGUUGUCAUCACAAGUCAGACCUGAUGAUUCAGGAAGUAACGUUUUUGAUGUAGUUUUGAAACACGCUUCUGUUAACCAAAGCACCUUUCUGUUGUGGGAUUUCUGGAGACAAACGCCUUUGGGGAAAUAUUUCCAGCUGAAAAAAAGUAAAUUAGUACUAGCCAGGUCACAAGGAGGAAGAAUAAACAGCCCUUCUCCGGUAGCAGGAUCCACAAGGGCUGGUAUAAAUAGAGGACUAUGGGGACAGAGGGAUCACAAUCGGCUCCUGCAGCGAUCUGUGCAGCUCGUCCUGGGCGCCGGGUCGGAUCCACGCUCGCACGAUGAGCUGUGCCGUCAGGCAGGUUGUUACUGCCUGUUCCCAAGGCAGGAGCAGCGCGGGCAGCUCCGCGGCUGGCAGCGGAAGGAAGGUCUCCUCCGCCUCCCCGGGGAGACACGCUACCUAUGACCUCGGUGCUGUGAUGGGCAACUUCUCUGGUGACAGUUUAAGCGAGGGAUUACUUGGGAAGCAGCUGAGCGCCGGCAGCGCUGCUGGUGGGAGCUUCGGAGCUACCCAGAGGGCUUGUUCUGCCCUUGGAUUCGGCGGUGGAGGCAUCUGCACGCGAGGUGGUGGUUUCACCAGGGCUAGUGCUGGCUGCGGUGAUGGGAUCUUAUUUGCUAACAACGAGAAGGCAACGAUGCAGAACCUCAACGACCGCCUGGCCUCCUACCUGGACAAGGUGCGGCUGCUGGAGGGAGACAACGCCGAGCUCGAGUGCAAGAUCAGAGAGUGGUACGCCAAGGUAGGGCCCAGCUGCGAACCACGGGACUACAGCUGCUAUCAUAAGGAGAUCGAAGACCUUCAGAACCAGAUCCUGUGUGCAGCCAUGGAGACUAACAAAAUCCUCUUGAAUAUUGAUAACAACAGGAUGACUGCUGAUGACUUCAGAGUGAAGUACGAGGCCGAGUGUGGUCUCCGGCAGAACGUGGACACAGACAUCUGCAACCUGCGCCCGGUGCUGGACCAGCUGGCGAGCUGCAAGACCGACCUGCAGCUGCAGUGUGAGGCCCUGACUGAAGAGAUGUGCUGCCUCAAGACGAACCACGAGGAGGAAAUGAGCUGUCUGAGGAAACAGGCCACUGGAGAUGUGAGUGUGGAGGUCAAUGCCUGCCCUGGCCCCGACCUGAGGAAGAUCCUGGAGGAUCUGAGGUGCCAGUAUGAAACGCUGAUGGAGCGCAACCGCAAAGAGACUGAGCAGUGGUACGCCUGCAAGGUGGAGGAGGUGAACCUGGAGGUCGUCACGAGCAGCCAGGAGAUCGAGUCAAGCAACAAACAGGUUACAGAGCUGAGACGUCAGCUGCAGGCCUUGGAAAUCAACGUACAAGCCCAGCUCACUAUGAAAGAAAACCUGGAAUCAUCCUUGGCGGAAACCGAAUGUCGCUACAACAAAUACCUGGCUGAGCUCCAGAACCAGAUCUCCUGCGUGGAGCAGCGGCUGGCUGAAAUACGAGCAGAAAUGGAGUGCCAGAACCAGGAAUACAAGACCCUCCUGGACGUCAAAUGCCGCUUGGAGCAGGAGAUCCAGACCUACCACUGCCUGCUGGAGGGGGGACAGCACGACAUCAUAGGGCCGGGGGCAAGAGGAGUCCCUGCAGCAGCAGCUGGAAGAAGCGGUGGGCUGAAAGCCGGCAUGUGCCAGCCCUGCGUGCCCUGAGCCCGUGCGCAAGGAUGUGCGAGGUGAGGUGUGCUCCGGGAGGCUGUGAGCAUGACCACGAACUGCUUUAGUCCUGCUACAUACGUGGGGAGGAGGAGGACGAGG
Messenger RNA from Pezoporus flaviventris, 2550 nucleotides. RefSeq names its product keratin, type I cytoskeletal 19-like. Gene Ontology annotation, molecular function: structural molecule activity. The coding region runs from base 1075 to 2445 and encodes 456 amino acids. The record is from RefSeq and is a predicted model, not a curated record. The transcript has 7 exons. Lineage: Eukaryota; Metazoa; Chordata; Aves; Psittaciformes; Psittacidae.